AUGGAUGUGUACGCCGCUCACCUUGCGAUGGCGGCGCUGGUGGGAGCCUCCAUCGUCGCCUUCUCGGCCUACUUCGCGCAUCGCAAGACACUGGCUCAGGCGCUGGAAUUUGCACGAGCGGAGCGCGAACGAGAGCGGGAGAGGGGUAGGUUCGGGGGCGUCCUCGAGGAGGAAGGGAUCCGCGAUGGUGGAGAGGAGUUUGUUCCUGAGCAUUAUAGGAGGAGGAGCCAUCAGCAACGCUACUCUCGCCGCAAGGUUGCCGGGUACAGCCGGCGGGGAUCUGCCUCUAUGUCGGACGUGACGGCAGUGAUCCAUGGCCAGGAUGAUGAUCUCAACGAGGAGGUGGAGCGGCGGGCGGAGAUGAAUGGCCCGUUCUCAGCGUUUAGUGCUACGAAGUCGGAGGUGGAUCACCGUAUCCCGGGUAUUCCACCUGGGUUACCUCGACUAUACACGCUUCCCGAAGGUAUUCAUGAGUUUUCCAAUUUCACGGCAGAGUGUGGGAACGGUGGAAUACUCUUGGUUUUUCUCCUAUCCAUUAGAGCAAAAUUGCGGAGCUUUCUUGAUGUAUUUUGUUGCUCGGAGAGAGAUUAGUGGGGAUCUCCGUAUGCCCGUAGUUCACCGUUUAUUUGCACACCUUUGUGUUGAAAGCUCCAUAACUCAUGAAUUCCGUAUAUAUGCGCACCGUAUAUUUUAGUCGCUUCUCUCACUAAUGUUGUAUCUACCAAUUGUCCGGGAGGUUUUCCUUGUUCCUUUUAUCCGCAAUUUCCUUCUCAAAUAUAUAGAAAGACAAGUAUUGGCUAACGCUUUUGUGUCCCGUUCUCUGAUUAUAUCUCUCUUGCCCUGCAGCGAAUCGUUAAAAAAGUGGCAGUUGUUGUCAGCAUGCAUUAGCUAAUUCUGUGAGUUUGUGCUCAUUAAAGCUAAAUGGAUCAGCACAAUUUCUGCUCGAGUGAAGUACAUUUUCGAGGGAAAAAUAAAACCUGGCAUUCCAUGCUUAAUUAUACUUGUAAAAAGCAUAUUUAUAACUUAAUAUAUAUAACUGUUCCUUUCAUGCAAAUUUUAUCUUUUCUUCUGAAUAUGAAGUGUAGCGGUGCUUUAUAGGCUUACUGAAUAUGUUUGAAGCAUAUGCUAUAAAACACCUUCCUUGGAACCUAAAAGAUAAAGACCGGGCUAAAUUCCUUAGGAUGAAUAAUAAUGUUAAAGUAUAGAUAGAAAUGAGCGAUUUUAGUCGUAGAUACCAACUGAUUCGCGUUUUCACCUAUUGAAACUUUGGGAUUUGGUACCAGUAACAACCGCGUCAGUUCUAUGAUGUAAUCUAUAAAUGCACUACUAUUGUAUUUGUUUUCUUCUUUGAAUAUUCUCAUCAUAUCUUUGUAAUGAACUCUACCUCUCAGUGUCAUGAUACCUAAUAUCGGGUCGAAUUAGUAUCCUCGACUAGAAGAGGAUACGAUGGACUGUAUACGUCUGGGAACAAGAUUUAGCCUUCUAUUUUCUAUUUACCUAGAUAUGCAAAAAUGAGAAUUGCAGUGAAAAAAAUCAUCGUGUGUCAGUGGGUUGAGGUUCAUAAAACAUUGUAUUUUUAGUUUGUAGUACAUGCUACAGACCAAAACUUUAUACCGUGUCGAGUUAUGUACUGAAUGAUGUUUUUUGUUUGUUUUUUUUUUUGGUGCUGGUUUAUUUUGCUUGUUUGGGUGCAUCAGACAACAGACCAGCUCCCUUUGCGAAUUCAAUUAAGAGGCCCGGGUCAGCUAUCAUAUCGGCUUCUCCCAAGUCCACUGCUCCAUGUGCCAGUGCCUUGGAGAGCCUUGAUGAAACCGAGGAAGAAAAUUUGCCCACUGAUUCUAACCUUGAUAAUACAUAUCUGCAUCCCAAUGGAAAUGCUGUAAGUCUGCUUUUUAUUCAUUGCCACAACAUUCACUGAUCUACUAUGCAUUAUAUGAUGUCCUUUUUCGGAUAUUGAUUUUUGAGGACUUUCCUCUGGUUUCCUUCCACUCACUUAUUUCUUUCAAAAUGACUAGACGGUAUUUUUCAUUAAAUAUGUGAUUCAGCUGUGAUUCUCUAUGAGAUUAAUGAUAGAGGAUCUUGUGCUUUCUUGUGCAUGUUUCCUUUUCCCAUAAAAUGACUGCGGUGAAAAACCAAUUAUGAAGACAUCCAUCAUUCGGUGUAUAUAUAUGAUUGUUUGUUCGUUGAACCGGGGCUGAACGUGUUGCUUUUUUUUUCUUCCCCUUCAGGACGUAAUCUUAUGCAGAGUUUCUCUUCUUCUUAAUAAUCAUACAGAAUCUUGCAGAGAGGAAUGACAUGCUUUAAAUAUUGAUAAACAGAUAGACAUAAUAAUCUUAUUAUUGUUGAUCACUUCCUGAGAUGGACAAAAUGUUAAUUAGUAGACAUCCAUAUCACAUCUGAACCUUACAGUUAAAAUAGUUAUAUAAUAGGACGGCCUACUUCAGCAGAUUAAUGUGCCUAUAUUUUACUAAUUCUUCUUACUUGUUACAGUCAGCCAUAUUUUAUUCCUUUUGAGUUCUGUGGUUCGUUUUAGGCUUAAACAUGGCACUAUCAGAUGAUAGUUCUCUUCUCUUUUUUUUUCUCCUUUUUACAAUAUCUUAGCUAUUAAACUAGACUUACUAUUAUUGUAAAACCUGCUUCGGCAAUUUAGAUUUAAAGGUCGAUUACUUUUCAUGAAUAGUUUUAAUUUAUCCUGAUUUAUUAAUUUUCUUCCUAUGGUGAAAACCAUCAACUUUUUGUUGUUAGUGAAUUUUUCUGGUGUUUUCUUGUUAUGUUUGAAAGCCUUUUGCUCUUCACAUCUUAUAUCACCUUAAGGUGAUAGUGCGCUAACUUUAUUUCCUAUGUGAAAGGAGGCCUGAUUGUAAUAGUUUGUUUCAGCCAUUACCGGAUCACAUCGAUUCUGACGGAAAACCAAAGCCACUACCAGCGGCUAAUAUGAUCCGAUCUCAUAGUGUUUCUGGUGACCUGCACGGUGUCCAACCUGACCCGAUAGCGGCUGAUAUUCUUAGGAAGGAGCCAGAACAAGAGACCUUCAUAACGCUCAAAAUUACUCCAACUGGUAACCCUUCUGCCCUAAGGAGAAUGUGUAAGAGAAAGAAUGUCCUAGAGAAUCCCACUGACGAGGACAGAUGUGCUGCUGUAUAUUAGUGACAUUUUUUAAUCUUUUUUGUGUAAUGUUUAGAAACACCAUCUGCCGAUGAAGCUGAGGUUUUUCUGUCUCUUCAAGAAUGCCUCAAGUUGAGGGAAAGUUAUGUGUUCAAGGAGGAAGUGACUCCGUGGCAAAAGGAAGUCAUUGCAGACCCCAGCACUCCAAGGCCUCAUGCAAACCCAUUUGCAUAUGUCGCAGAAGAGAAAACUGAUGUCAGUACAUCCAAUUCCCUUUUUUUCAUUAUUCCUUCUGUUUCCCCGUUAAUAUCUCUUCAUUAACGUUAUGGUAUUUUUUGUUUCCGUUUUUGGAAACUCCUAUGUAUUAAAAAAACAUAUUUUUUCAGCAUCACUUUCAAAUGGAGGAUGGAGUCGUUCACGUUUAUGCAAAUAGAAACUGUGAGCCAUCUAUCUAUUGAUUAGUGGGUGUUUUUACGGUAUUCUCUGUGAGUCACCUGUUCAUCUGUGUUAUUGCAGCAUCAGAGAAGCUUUUCCCUGUUGCUGAUGCUACGACCUUUUUUACUGAUUUACAUCGCAUUCUUCGGGUAAUUGCUGCUGGUAAUGCCCGAACAGUAUGCCAUCGGCGACUGGUUCUUCUCGAGCAGGUGAUGAUGUGGUAUCAUGUUGAUACGUGAUAUCGAUGGUCUGAGGCCAUUGUACUGAUCAAGUUUUAUUUUUGGCAGAAAUUCAAUAUGCACUUGAUGCUUAAUGCAGAUGCCGAAUUUCUUGCUCAGAAAAGUGCCCCUCAUCGUGAUUUCUAUAACGUCAGAAAGGUGGACACUCAUGUUCAUCAUUCUGCAUGCAUGAAUCAGAAGCAUCUCCUCAGGUUUAUAAAAUCAAAGCUGAGGAAGGAACCUGAUGAGGUAUUUUUCUUGUCUUGACCUGAUUAUCUUUGUAAUUAUUUGAUCAUCUCCAUGGGCUCUUUCAAUCAGAGAUUGAAAAUCAGCUUUGUUUCAAAUGACCUGGCCUCUCCAAACAAUACAAGGAAAAGGAGUUGGCGUGGGCCCAUGUGUUGGGUAUCGCAAUGUGCCCAAAGUCACCGAAUAAGGCGUGAAUGCAAUGAAGUGGAUAAUUGUGAACCAACCUUAAAUGAGUAAAGAUUUCUCUCCUCUUGAAGACCAAAAUCUUUGACCCUCAUUUUAAAGUCCAAAGUGACUGAAGAUAGCGUGGAUGCAAGAUGUUGAUUAUCGAAAAUCGUAUAUAAGAAAUUCCCUUCUGUAGAAUCACGAAAGACGCUGACGUUUAUCCUUUUUUUUGGUCCAAGUAAUUUCUUGGGUUUGGCUCUAGUGCACUGCAUUGGAUUUCCCGAAAUCUCUUUUGAAAUUUGCAUUUGGCUGAUCCUUUGGCAGUUGGAGUAUAGUAUAUUUAUACAUUUUCUUUAGAUAUUCAUUAAUAAUUAUAAUACGCAUGUGAUAUUUACCCAGGUUGUUAUAUUUCGAGAUGGAACAUAUUUAACAUUGAAGGAAGUCUUCGAAAGCUUGGAUUUGACUGGGUAACAUUAACUUCCUUUUUAUAUUCUUAACGGGUAGUUUCUGUUGGUAAUUGUCAUUCUUCUUUCCUCAAAACAGGUACGAUCUAAAUGUUGACUUGUUAGAUGUCCAUGCGGAUAAGAGUACCUUUCAUCGUUUUGAUAAGUUCAAUCUCAAGUAUAACCCUUGCGGUCAAAGUAGGCUGAGGGAAAUCUUUCUUAAGCAGGAUAACCUUAUCCAGGGUAAUGUGCGCUUUGCAGUCUAAAUCUUUUGUGGAUUCCUGUUAUUUCCUACUUGUGCUUAUUUCAGUUCAUCAUGUAUGUUCAGUCAUUUUAGCCUAUGUUUUCAACUAUAUUUCAAGGUACAUGCUGAGAAACACUGUGCAAUAAACUAUAGAAGGGCCAGAUUGAGGGUUGCACAAUUAAUUGGUCUUAAAGAUUGAGGAGUAUGAUGCCAGGAAUUGUGUAUUCAUUCCCCUUGAAGAUUUAUUGGUCUUAAGUGAUGCACCUAUGGUAUAGAUUCAGUGAUAUUUGGUUCGCAUCGUAAGUGAUGUGAUCGUGGUUAAAUGAUUGUUUAGAUGUGGCCGUGAAUUCUUAUCAUUUGACAAGGCACUUGUUUGUAUGAUUUUCAAGACUGUGAAAGCAUGACUUGCCAUGAAUGUCAAGUUUUUAGUGUACCUAUUAAGCUGUUGGCUAAGUUGAAAGCUCUGAUGCAUUAUCUCGGACGCCUGAGUUCUUCCCAAUUCAUCAUGAUUUCCCUAUUUACCUUUUCCAUGGAUGCGCGAGUUUAAUUAUAUGGUUUUUAAGUAUCCUUGGCCCUUAAUAAUAUCAUUUUGAUCCCAUCCAUUAGGUCGCUUUCUUGCUGAGCUGACAAAAGAAGUGUUCUCUGAUCUUGCUGCAAGUAAAUAUCAGGUCUGCGUUAUAAACAUUUGUGCUCCUGAACUACAAUGUUUUCAGUCAAUUUCUUGGUUACUUGCUUCUGAUGAAUGUUCUCGUUAUUAAAUAGAUAUGGCCACAUCAUGAACCACAUUGUCUAAUUAAUAUCUUUAUACAGUCAUGAUCAUUUGGAACUAAACUUGAUUAUUUUCAUUACACUAAAGUGGGAUGGUGCAAAUUACCUGAUCCAGGAGAAACUGCAAUUAGUCCAGAAACAUUAAAGGGUAGAAAACAGUUUUCAAGACUAGGGAUAUGUGUGAUUAUAAUGUGUUAGAAUCAUGUUACAAAAAGUUUCCCUUUGUUGUCCGCCAUGUCCUAAUGCCUACUAUUUUUUUUUUGUCUUUUUCGCGGUUUGGAGAGGGAGGGGUUGUGGACAGGUGUAGGAGAAUCAAAAAAGGCUGUAGUGGUUGGCAGUGGUAGGAGACUGGCCGGAGUUACUUUCCUCUGUUCUUAUCCAUCUUUCCCUAUUUUUUUCUAGUUACUGCCAUCUUUUUUCUUCUUCUCCCUCCACCGGUGGAAGCAGACGAUUGACAGAGAAUAAACUAUUCAGCCCAGUCUGGGGUCAGCUAAUCCAGCAGAAAUCAACCAAUUUCGCACUAAUUUUGUUUUAAAAAAAAGAUUAAGGUGAGAUCGGGCUUUCCCCCGUUGUAACUAGUCUGGAGACCCGUGAUUCUGAUCUACAUAGACUGAAUCAGUGAUUCAACGAACCAAGGAUCAAAGUUCCUGGUUCGUUCAUCUGUUUCUGCUUUCUACAUGAUCUGGCUCAAGUCUUGACUAGCGGUUGAUUGAUUUUGGACGUGCACUUAAACUACAGGAAGCCAUGGGUAUCCUUCCAAAUGAUCCUGCAAGGGUUCUAAUCACAUGCAAUACAUGUGACCUUCUACUGGGUUUUAAUGAUCUAUAAAUUAGAUCAUUUUUGGAUCUCUAAUGGGUUGUAGAGAGACCUAGCAGUCAUCUUUUACUCGUGAAUUGCGUCCAUUUUUCUCCCCUUAUUCUUUAUAAUCAUUUUCCUAGGGAUUUGUUCUCCAUUUGGCUCUGUAACCUAACCAUUUUGCUCCGUGAGACUUCAGUCUGUGAAACACGUUGCACAUGGGAAUUCAAGGUAGCGUAGGGUCGAUUGUGGAAGCUUUUGGAGAUGAAUGUGCUGUGUAUUUGAUUACUGUUUUCACUAUCGUUUUGCAGAUGGCUGAGUACAGGAUAUCCAUUUACGGUAGGAAGGAAAGUGAGUGGGACCAGCUGGCAAGUUGGAUUGUAAACAAUGAAUUAUACAGUGAAAACGUAGUUUGGUUGAUACAGGUAUUUUUGGCACACAGGUUUGUUAGAAAGUCGUUGUCUUAGUUCUCAUAAUCAGAUUGCUAUAUUAUUUAUAGAAAAUUGUCAUAUGAAUAAGAAACUAUUCAGUUUUCAGAUUGGCUUGGAGUCUGACUUUGCUUCUUCUUCUUCUUCUUCUUCUUCUUCUUUUUUCCAGUUUCCUCGAUUGUACAAUAUAUACAAGGACAUGGGUAUUGUAACAUCAUUCCAGAACAUUCUUGACAACAUUUUCCUCCCUCUUUUUGAGGUAACUGUUAAUCCAGACUCGCAUCCUCAGCUGCACGUUUUCUUGAAUCAGGUGAGUCUGGCUGCCGUCUUCCUUUUUCUCUUUCCACUUUCUCUCGUCAUCAUUGACUGUUCCAGUAAAUUUCUAGCAGAGGCCUAGUCUUGGUUCUGUUCUUUCUCUGCAUGGAGUUGAUUUGGCCGUGCUUGAGUAUGCUUCCAGUUCGUAUGGAGCUUACAGAUGGAUGAUGAGAUAGUCUUUGAAGGAAGUAGAUCUAAACAAAAUCUUCUCUCUUGCGUGAUCUCUUAUUUGGGACCUGUAUAUCUAGUUUGGCUGUUUCUUGCAUAUUUAGAUGCAAGUAAUGCCAUUUUUUAUCUAAUUCUUAUGUGUCAUGACCGUUGACCAUCUCUGAUAUUACAUUGGAUUAUUGGUUGCCCGAUUAAAGGCCGCAUUGCCGUUGACCCAUAAAUGUAGAUGUUCUUCAUUCUUUCCGACAUUGGAUGGUCAACGGAUUUAUUCGGGUGUUCCGGAGGGGGGGAGUAGGUGCCCACAUUACAUUUUACUGUCUGUCCACCAUCAUAUCAACCAGCCUGAUCUAUAUGAACAGUAUGGAUGCAUUUUAUUUUUCAUGAGCCUACGGUACUUGUCGCAGGUCGUGGGAUUUGACUUGGUGGAUGAUGAAAGCAAGCCUGAGAGACGACCAACGAAGCACAUGCCCACACCAGCUCAGUGGACCAAUAUUUUUAAUCCCGCAUUCUCAUAUUAUGUGUACUACUGCUACGCAAACUUAUACACAUUGAACAAGGUAUCAAUCUACCAAGCUCUAUUAGCUUACGGAGUUUCUUUCAGUUACUGGGCCUAAGUAGCAUCCAAAUUACUAAAACUAGUAAUCAUUCUGCUAAGUUGUGGAAAUAAUUGUGUUAUUCAAUUAUGAUUAAAUUAGUAUGCACUAAUUAUUCCAUUAUUUCUUGAUUUCGCUAGCUUCGCGAGUCAAAAGGCAUGACAACAAUCAAGCUUCGUCCACAUUCCGGAGAGGUUAGUCGCUUUAUACCUCCUUGGUGAGGAUUUUUCUAGUUCUUGUCCUUCCUCGCUCUCCUAUUCCAGGAACUGCAUCCAUUUUACAGGCUGGCGACAUCGACCACCUCGCUGCAACAUUUCUCACCUCCCACAACAUCGCCCAUGGCAUCAAUUUAAGGAAAUCUCCCGUGUUGCAGUACCUGUAUUAUCUUGCUCAGGUAUAUAAGCUGGACUCCUUUCUCUGCUCUCGAAAUUAGCUCCCACCAUUCUUGACCUUGUAGUCAACGGUGCCAAUGGAGCUUGUAAGUUCGGCUUGACCUGGUUUUUACCAGCCAUAGACCUCUAGAUAAAUGCUAGUAAGAGAAAUAGCUCUCCGCCUCGCUUGAUCUUUACCCAAUUUUGGUUCAACCCACCAACCUCUCUCUCUCUCUCUCUCUCUCUCUCUCUCUCUCUCUCUCUCUCUCUCUCUCUCUCUCCCUCUCCCUCUCAUAGAGGUCCAGGCUUGAGCUGGUUUGUCAUAGAGGUAAGCUUGGCAAUGUCUGAGCUCAAGACAUCCUGUUGGAGAUCGACCCUUUUAAGUUUCAUUUCCUUCUUUUCGCAAUAUUACCUUGUUCUGAGUCGCAGAAGUGAUGCUUACAUUGAACAGAUUGGUCUGGCGAUGUCUCCGCUGAGUAACAACUCCCUGUUCCUGGAUUAUCAUCGGAACCCUUUUCAGCUGUUCUUCCAACGUGGCCUCAAUGUUUCUCUCUCAACCGACGACCCUUUGCAGAUCCACUUGACGAAAGAACCACUGGUGGAAGAAUACAGCAUUGCGGCUUCUGUAAUCCCCUCUCUCUCUGUCACUCUCUCACUCUCUCUCUAGUUCUCUUUAAGCACCCUUUCUACGUCGUGCCUGCAGGUGUGGAAGCUGAGCUCGUGUGACCUCUGCGAGAUAGCGCGGAACUCAGUCUACCAGUCCGGCUUCUCACACGCCCACAAGGUAUGAAAACAGAAGCACCACCAUGCCCGGGUCGUUGACCGAGGCCGGAUAGCUCGGAUCCUCCCAUUUAUCGAUAAGGUUGACCAAUUUCUGACUAAUUCUCGCUUAAUUUAAUUGCCAGUCGCAUUGGCUUGGGAAGAUGUACUACAAGCGGGGACCCGACGGCAACGACGUCCACAAGUCCAACGUCCCCCACAUUCGAGUCGAAUUCCGCGACAUAGUCAGUACUCAACUGCAUUGACCCCUCGCCUAAUAAUCGCCGCCGUCUAACUGCGUUGACUGUCGCAGAUAUGGAGAGAGGAGAUGAAGCUGGUCCACCUGGGCAAGGCUGCCAUCCCCCGAGAGGUGGAUGCCUGA
Messenger RNA from Spirodela intermedia, 9435 nucleotides. The record is from the annotation of a GenBank genome assembly. Lineage: Eukaryota; Viridiplantae; Streptophyta; Magnoliopsida; Alismatales; Araceae.